Molecule: messenger RNA, 1257 nt
Organism: Cordyceps militaris CM01
Lineage: Eukaryota; Fungi; Ascomycota; Sordariomycetes; Hypocreales; Cordycipitaceae
Product: DnaJ domain-containing protein
Exons: 3
Coding region: 1-1257 (418 amino acids)
Biological process (GO): protein refolding
Cellular component (GO): cytoplasm
Molecular function (GO): Hsp70 protein binding
Source: RefSeq, a predicted model, not a curated record
AUGUUAGCCAAGAUCGUCACGCUGGUGCUGGUGCUGUUCCUGUCGCAGCUUGCACUCUGCGCAGAAGAUUACUACAAGAUUCUUGGCGUCGAUAGAUCUGCCAGCGAGAAACAAUUAAAGACGGCCUACCGUCAAUUGUCCAAAAAGUUUCACCCAGACAAGAACCCGUACGCCCAUCAUCCCCUAGCAACGUCUAGUGGUGAUGAUACCGCGAAAGAUAAGUUUGUUUCCGUAUCCGAAGCCUAUGAAGUCCUGAGCGACGCCGAAACCCGCCAAAUCUACGAUCGACACGGCCACGAGGGUGUCCAGAAUAAGCGCAACGGAGGUGGCAGUGGCGGCGAUCCCUUUGAUCUCUUCAGCCGUUUCUUUGGCGGCCAUGGCCAUUUUGGCGCUUCCCCUGGCGAGCCUCGCGGACACAACAUCGAAGUCAAGGUCGAAAUCUCCCUCCGCGAUUUCUACAACGGUGCGACGAGCGAGUUCCAGUGGAACAAGCAACACAUAUGCGAGACCUGCGAGGGUACCGGAAGCAAAGACAAGCAAGUCGACCACUGUGCGACCUGCAACGGCCACGGUGUGCGCAUCGUCAAGAAGCAGCUUGCCCCCGGCAUGUUCCAGCAGAUGCAGAUGCGCUGUGACGCCUGCGGCGGACGGGGCAAGACGAUACGCCACGUAUGCCCAACGUGCCAGGGCAUGCGCGUCGAAAAGAAACCGACCACAGUGACGCUCAAGGUUGACCGCGGCGCCAAGCGCGACUCUCGCGUUACCUACGAAAACGAAGCUGACGAGAGCCCUGAUUGGGUUGCGGGCGACUUGCUCGUCACAUUGGCCGAGAAGAGCCCCUCGCCGGAGGACAACCCCGACCACGUCGACGGUGUCUUCUUCCGUCGCAAAGGGGACGAUUUACACUGGACUGAAGUCCUCAGCUUACGCGAGGCCUGGAUGGGUGGCUGGACGCGCAACCUGACGCACCUCGACAAGCACGUUGUCCGACUGGGUCGCGAGCGGGGGCAGGUGGUGCAAAGCGGCCAUGUCGAGACGGUCACGGGCGAGGGCAUGCCCAAGUGGCACGAAGAUGGCGACUCCGUCUACCACAAGCACGAGUUUGGGAACCUCUACAUUACGUACGAAGUGGUAUUGCCCGACCAGAUGGACCAGGCCAUGGAAAAAGACUUUUGGGCGCUGUGGGAAAAGUGGCAUAAGAAGCAGGGUGUCGAUCUGUAUAAGGACAGCGGGCGGCCGGGGCACGAUGAACUGUAA